Messenger RNA from Melanotaenia boesemani (Boeseman's rainbowfish), 2177 nucleotides. It is a transcript of the gene npdc1a, whose product is annotated as neural proliferation, differentiation and control, 1a. Lineage: Eukaryota; Metazoa; Chordata; Actinopteri; Atheriniformes; Melanotaeniidae. The transcript has 9 exons. Gene Ontology annotation, cellular component: membrane. Bases 201 to 1208 code for a protein of 335 amino acids. The record is from RefSeq and is a predicted model, not a curated record.
UAUCUUUAGCACCGCCACGGAUUACAGUGCGCAGUGGGUGCGUGUGUGUGGCCAGACUGCAUCCCAGUGUAAUCUUUUCAGCUGUGCGUACAUUUGUGCGUUACUUUCCUUGCAAAACAAAACAAGAAGACAACACAAAAGUGAUGGGGGAAUGACAACAACACUCGUCUUCGGUUCUCCGUCAACGACAAGACCCCGGGAUGCUGCUGCUCUCCAGUCCGCGGUGCGGGCGCCAGCGCCGGGCCUCGCUGCUGCUGGCCGUGGUCCUGCUAUGUGGCGUCCCCAUCAGCGCUAGCCUUCCAGCUCGAACUGGGUGCCCCUCCCCUCUAGACUGUGCCCUGGAGGGACGUCACCACUGCCAGCCUGGCUCGUCUUACUGCGGCUCUUGUCUCUCCCCAUUUGAGGAGAACAAGGAAGGACGCUGCGUGCAGAUGAAGCGCCACCAACACGUCAAAGUGUCGGCCUACUCUGAUCCAGAUGAAGAGAUCGACCUCCUUCACUCUGUCGUAGAAAAACAAGAAAUGUCUAAGGUUAAACCAUUAACAACUCAACGAAAGUAUACAGCAUCCCUAUCCUUACAAGCAGAUAUUAAAAACAGCAAGACAGAUGCCUUCAAACAGAAACAGAAAAACCAGGACAGACUCUCAGGUGAACUCCAGAGUAGCAGCACUGCAGCUCCCGGUCCAGCAGAAACUGGCCUUCCUAACACACCAACCCCCCAGCCCAGGGUCACCGGAGUUGAUGGCAAAGCUGGUCCAAUUGCUGUGCCAACACCCAAGACAGACAGCAUCAUUAUCAUUAUGAUCUCAGUUGGCGUGGCGCUGGGCACUGUGGCUAUAAUCCUGGCUACUGUAUGUUUUAUUAAGUCACAGCGAGAAUCGCAUCUUGCUGCAAAGGUGGACUACCCCGCUUUCAGAGGACCAGGCGUUCAUGCUGCCACAGCCAACGGUCCUUCGAUGGGGGAUAAAACUCUGGCUCAGAGUGCUCAAAUGUAUCACUAUCAACAUCAAAAACAACAGAUGAUGUCAAUGGGAGUCCACAAACCUGAACAGAAAGCUGUUGACACAGAAGUCACAUCAGAUGAGGAGGAAGUGGGAGGAGGUUUUACUGUGUACGAGUGCCCUGGACUUGCUCCAACUGGAGAGAUGGAGGUGAAAAACCCUCUGUUUGAUGAUUCAUCUGCAGAGUGUCAGGGGAAUCAGAAGUAAUUGCUGAACACUUUACAAAUACAAACACACACUUACAUGUAGAUAUGCAUACAGAGGCACACAAGACAUUUUUCUGGAAAACACCCCUUGAAUUUUACAAUGCAUGCAUCACAAUUAAAAACGAGGUGAUAAAAUGAUUGUUUUCUUACCCGCCCUUAAACAUAUCUGCACCACUAUGGCUUGUUAAUGCGGCAUAUAUGCGAUGGGUCCCCUGUUCAUUUAUUUCUGUCACUGCUUUGGAGCGACCCUGUCUUUUAAUGUUUUUAUUUUAAUUAAGUUAGAUCUCUUCUUAUAGGUGUUUGUCUUGUUUAAUUCUUAGUUUGGAUUUUUGUCUCCACCCCUACUACUUCCCUAUAUUUUUGCAGCUACUUCCAAAGAUUAUGAUUCCACACAACAUGAUUUACCACACUGGCACUUAACACAAAAUGGUUUUUGUUUCAUGAACCACAAUUCAUAGCACAUUUCCUGGAAAUAUUGAACAUCAGAUCUAAAUGAUUCCUCUACCGGACCCAACCCUGUUUAGCAAAUUGUUUUUCCUAGUGUUGCUAAUUUAUAUCCUGUCAUAUAAGCUGCUCAUAAAGAUUUUAAGAUUAUAAAGUAUAGAUAUAUUAAUAUUGAUGAAAAUGAUGUAAUCAGCGAUGUCUGUUGCAUGGUUUGACUGUACUGUGUUUGAAUCAUGGCAAAGCUUUGAUGAACCGUUUUCCUAUCCUGUUAUUGCAGGAAGGAUCUACAGUAAAAAGUGAUUUCUGAACAUUAAAAUGAAGUUUUUGGAGAAGAGCUAUGUUGGAUGUUUUGUGGUAACUCUCAUGACCUUGUAUCAUCCCUGUUUCUUCUCUGUCCUCCUAUCAGUCCAAAGCUAAUCUUGUGCUGCAAAAAUGUACAGACAAAGAGUGAUAGUUUUCACUUUUUAUAGAUAUUUGUACAUGCAGACUAAAGAUUGGAAUUAAAACUUUUUACCACAUGGAAAAA